This is a messenger RNA of Chrysoperla carnea, 1391 nucleotides long. RefSeq names its product polycomb protein eed (gene escl). The record is from RefSeq and is a predicted model, not a curated record. The transcript has 5 exons. Gene Ontology annotation, biological process: negative regulation of transcription by RNA polymerase II. The coding region runs from base 70 to 1350 and encodes 426 amino acids. Gene Ontology annotation, cellular component: ESC/E(Z) complex. NCBI's taxonomy places the organism in Eukaryota, Metazoa, Arthropoda, Insecta, Neuroptera, Chrysopidae. Gene Ontology annotation, molecular function: nucleosome binding; protein binding.
CGUUUGAUAUACAAUACAAAGUUGUUUUUAAAAAAUUUAUAUGAAUUUUUUUUUUGUGUAUAAACUAAAAUGAAAAAUAAAGUAAUAAAAAAUUCAAUGUUUAAUUUGGAAUUAUCAACAAACACCGAAGAUUCUGCUGAUGAAGUGGAUGAAACAUCAAGUAUUGGAAGUACUUCAACAACUGAUAAUACAUCCCGAAGUGAAACACCAACUAUAAAAGGGCGUAAAGGACGACGAGGGCGUAGAAAAGUACAAAAAAUUCAAAAACCACCAUACAAAUACACAUGUAGCAUUAAAGAAGAUCAUGGUCAACCAUUGUUUGGGGCUCAAUUCAAUCACCAUUUAAAAGAUGGACAGCCCUUAAUAUUUGCUGCUGUUGGUAGUAAUCGAGUAUCAAUAUACGAAUGUCCAGAAGAAAAUGGCAUCAAACUGUUACAAUGCUAUGCCGAUCCAGAUUUAGAUGAAAAUUAUUACACAUGCGCUUGGUCUUACGAUGAUGAUAACGGAAAACCAUUACUCGCAGUAGCUGGUUCUCGUGGGAUCAUACGAAUUUUAACACCGGCCACAAUGUCAUGCGCCCGGCAUUAUAUUGGCCAUGGACAUGCGAUAAACGAAUUGAAAUUUCAUCCACGCGAUCCAAAUUUAUUACUAUCUGUGUCAAAAGAUCAUGCUUUACGUUUAUGGAACAUCAAAACUGAUGUAUGUAUUGUAAUAUUUGGUGGCGUUGAAGGACAUCGUGAUGAAGUGUUAAGUGCUGAUUUUGAUAUGCGCGGUGAACGUAUUAUGUCAUGUGGAAUGGAUCAUUCGUUAAAAUUGUGGCGUUUAGAUAAAGAAGUUACAAAAGCAGCGAUAGCUGAUUCAUAUAAAUGGGUGUCAGGUCGCAGUUCUCGUCCAUUUAAUACGUUAAAGGAACAUUUUCCAGAUUUCUCUACUCGUGAUAUACACAGAAAUUAUGUGGAUUGUGUUCGUUGGCUAGGUGAUUUCGUUUUAAGUAAAUCGUGUGAAAAUUGUAUUGUAUGUUGGAAACCAGGUCGUUUAGAAGAUAAUGAACUAAGGUCUGGAGAAACUGCUACACAUAUCAUACAUCGUUUUGAAUAUAAAGAAUGUGAAAUAUGGUUUGUAAGAUUUGCUAUGGAUUUUUGGCAAAAGAUAUUGGCAUUGGGAAAUCAAGCUGGUAAAACAUAUGUAUGGGAAUUAACCGCUUCAGAACCUGGUGCCUUACAAUAUGCUACAUUGCAGCAUCCACGAUGUACAGCUGCAAUUCGUCAAACUAGUUUAAGUCGUGAAGCAUCAGUAUUAAUAUGCGCAUGUGACGAUGGUACCCUUUGGAGGUGGGAUAAACAACUAUAAACAUAUUUUUAAAGUGUUUUGUUAAAAUUGUUAAUUUAAAA